Messenger RNA from Xiphias gladius (swordfish), 2580 nucleotides. RefSeq lists its product as uncharacterized. Gene Ontology annotation, cellular component: nucleus. Gene Ontology annotation, biological process: regulation of transcription by RNA polymerase II. Lineage: Eukaryota; Metazoa; Chordata; Actinopteri; Istiophoriformes; Xiphiidae. The transcript is spliced from 4 exons. Gene Ontology annotation, molecular function: RNA polymerase II cis-regulatory region sequence-specific DNA binding; DNA-binding transcription factor activity, RNA polymerase II-specific. The record is from RefSeq and is a predicted model, not a curated record. The coding region runs from base 374 to 1972 and encodes 532 amino acids.
GGGAGGAGAGGAGGAGAGGCGGCGGGUUGUUCUGCCGAGGUGGACGUGGCGGGUCCGGCGGAGUUAGCUACAAGUGACGGACAGCGGACCGAACCGAGGCGGACUGCCAGCCAUGCACCGGACCACCCGCAGGCCGGUCCCAGUCAGGUGUGGGUGGUGACGCCACUGGAUUCCCAGAGGAGGCUCUCAGGGACACGCCCCCUACCUCCCAGCCCCUCCUCUCUCAGGACAGGUCGCUCUCUUCGGCAUCAGAGGGCGGAGUGGAGGAAGGACUCAGGGAGGAGGAGGAGGAGAGGAGGAAGAAGGUGGACCUCAGCGAUACUUCAGGUGCUGAACGGAGUGAGGUGAGGAGGAUUAGCUCCGCCCCCUCACCAUGACAGACUUAGAGACUGAGUGUUUGAGCCUCGGCCUGCCCCCGGAGUGCGGCUCCCCUCCCCCGCCUCUGGACCCCUCCCUGCAGGUAGACUGCGGGCCGGGCCCCGCCGCCUCAGCCCCAGCGCCCACUCUCGCCCUCCUCUCCUCCGACUGCCCGACGCCCACGCUCAGCUCGCUGGCGGCGGAGAUCGCCGAGCCGCUGGUGAUGCUGCCGUGUGUGAAGAGCGAGCCGGAGGACGGAGACCUGGAGCCCAUCAGGACGGUGGACUUGUCGGAGAUCCAGCCGCUGUCCACCGCGGAGCUGGGCCAGGACCAGAUCAAGAUGGAGAUCAGCGGCCUCGAUUACAUCAAGUCUGAGCAUCACGGUCACCACGGCAACCACCACCUGGGCCCGUUUCACCACAGCGACGUCACAGAGCUGGACUACAAGUCGCACUACGAGCCCAGCUCCGUGUUCGAUUACAUCUCCCAGGUGACGGACACUCUGGAGUACAUUAAGUCAGACCACCACGUGGACCUGCAGUGUUACUACACCGCCGAGCUGAGCUCCCUGAAGUCGGAGUACCCAGAGGCCAACACCAUGUCCACCCACCUGCAGCACAACGGCCUGGAGUCCAUCCACAUGGCCGAGCUCCGCACGGAGCUCAACAAGCUCCGACCCGACGCCCUGCUGAUGGACGGCAUGGGCAAACUGGACCCUGAGUUUGGAGGGGGGGCGCUGUACGAGCUGCAGCCGGCGGAGGUCGGGAAGACGUCCGCGGAGGUGACGGCGGCGGUGACCGGGCAGGCGGGAGGAGGAGGGAGUCUGGUCAUCACAACCAAAACCCAGAGCCCGACGGUGAGGAAGCCCCGUAACAUGCAGGGGGAGAAGCCCUUCUCCUGCACACAGUGUGGGAAGAACUUCAGCACUCUGGGAAACCUGAAAACCCACCAGCGCAUCCACACCGGGGAGCGGCCGUACACCUGCUCGCAGUGCGGCAAGAGCUUCGGCCAGGCGGGGAACCUCAAACGACACCAGCUGAUCCACACGGGCCAGAAGCCGUACGUCUGCGCCCACUGCCCCAAAGGCUUCACCAAGGCCGACGACCUGCGAUCGCACCAGCGGCUGCACACCGGCGAGCGUCCGUUCAUCUGCGUCACCUGCGGGAAGAGCUUCGGCCAGUCGAAGGAGCUGAAGGCUCACCAGCUGAGCCACACGGGCGAGAGGCCGUACUGUUGCCAGCACUGCGGCAAGAGCUUCACCAAGGAGACCAGCUACCGCAACCACGUGCAGAUCCACACGGGCGAGAAACCCUUCACCUGCUCGCAGUGCGGAAAGACUUUCAGCAACUCCGGCGUCUUAAAAACCCACGAGAAGAUCCACACGGGCGAGCGGCCGUUCGGCUGCACGCAGUGCGGGAAAAGCUUCGGCCGCCUCGGGCACCUGAAGGCUCACCAGCAGAUCCACACGGGGGAGCGGCCCUACGCCUGCCCCCAGUGUGGGAAGACUUUCAGCCAGUCGGGUCACCUCAAAGCACACGAGCAGAUCCACAAACGAGAGCGAGCGGACACGGCCAGCACCAGCAGCAGCAGCACCAUGGGCAGUGACAGUAGCUAAGAGAAACUCCAUACCCUUUAACCUCGCGGAAAAACAAAACUGAGACGUUUCAGAUUCGUUUUGAUAGCCACUGUGACAGAAGGUUCUCAGCUCAGUUUCUGGAGAAAAUGUUCUUGUUUUUAUGAGAUUCGAUGGUGAGAUCAUUAUUACAAGAUGCCAAAUUAUUCUGUGUAUUUUUCUUUGUUGUUUCUAAAUUGUUUUACAUAUUUGCUGGAAGCCACAGCGGCAGUGAUCAAUUCUUUUUUUUUUCUUUAACACCGUACAGAAGUUUCUGGUUAUGACAGGAUACAGUGAUGAAAGUUUGCUACAAGAUGCUGUAUGUUGGUUUUUAUUAUGUCAUAACAAAAAUUUCUUGUAAAGACUGAAUUAUUUGAUGUUUUGUAAUAACUUGGAAAUAUGUCAAUAUCAUGGAAUUGAUCUCAUUAUGACAUGUCCCAACAACAGAGCAGCUGAUUGGUGGCAGCGACACACUGCCGUAGUCCGGAGUACCGAGUUUCGAAAGCUGUCGCGCGCUGAAGACAAGUGUCUGAUUAACGUCGAGCAAACGGUGAAUCCGACCAGAUAGUUCCCGGUUUAAAGGCUGCGCCGCACCGCAGAUAGUUCUUAUA